UGGUGUGAAUGUGCUCAUCCUUCUCGGAUGCAGAGCCUGCGGGGCAGGGCCGGGGUUGGGGAAAGGCACCCAGAGUGGGACUGGUGCCCGAUCUGGGCCUCCAGGUUUAGCAGGACGCCCCAUCUCAGCUUAGAAGGGGUGCACCCCGAGGGUGGUCCGGCCGUGCUUCCCCACACAGGUGGGGUUGAGAGAAGCUUAAUUCCAGAAGUAACACAUGAAUAGGGAGAAGGGGGAGGAAUAAAGAAGCCUCUGAUUCCCUGGGUUUUUUCCAAGCUAAAGACAAAGGUGGGGCUGAGCCUCUGUGUCCGGUUUCCUGCUGGAAAAUCUGUCUGGUUUCCUGCCGGAUCAUAGAGGACCUAGGCCCAGAGUCCAGCCGAUAAUGCCCCCUCUCUUCACCUCCUCUCCAUCCCAUUGCCAAGGCCUAAGCAGGGCCAGCCUCUCUCUCCUGAACGGAUGGGAAGAGCCUCUUCCCGGAGCUCCCUGCUCUUCCUCUCUUCCCUUUCCCCAGCUGCUUACACAGCAGGCUGGUUCUGCCACUCCUCUGCUGAAACCUUUCAGUGGUUACCAGAGCCCUCAGGUAAGCUCCUGACCAUGUUCUCCAAGGCCCUAUAGAGUGAAUCCAACCAGGCCAGGGAUCAUGUCUGCUUGUUCGCCCGGGUCCCCAGAACCUGGCACAGUGAAAGCUUGCUGAAGGAUGAAUUGAUGCCUGGCCUGGCUUUUGCCAUCCUCUCUGGUGGCAGCUGCCUUCAUAGAGCCCCACGUCCUCUACACAUAUGUGUUCAACUCCCAGAGGACCUCUGGUGCACCCAGAUCUGUGAAGAUGCUGGACAUUCAGAGGAAAAUCAGGUGUCACGUGCUCUUCCCCGAAGAAGCUCAUGGAGGGAUCCCUUGUGCAGACAUGCUCCCCGAGGUGGGUUCGCUGUGGCUGCUUCGGCUGCUUCGGGACAUCCAGCUGGCCCAGUUUUACCGACCCAUCCUCGAGGAACUUAAUGUUACCCGGCCGGAGCACUUCGACUUUGUCAGGCCCGAGGACCUGGACGGCAUUGGCAUGGGCCGGCCUGCCCAGCGCAGACUGGCCGAAGCUCUGAAGAAGCACCGUUCGGGGCUCAAGUCAAAGAACUGGGUCUACAAGAUCCUUGGGGGUUUUGCACCUGAGCCGAAGGAGACCACCCCAGCUCCAAACAGCCCCCUGUCCCUCCCUGAGCCGGAGGGGGGACUCAAGUGUCUGAUCCCGGAUGGUGCUGUGUGCAGAGGGGAGCUGCUGGGCUCUGGCUGCUUUGGAGUGGUUCACCGAGGGCUGUGGACACUGCCUGGCGGCCAGAGUGUCCCAGUGGCUGUCAAAUCCCUCCGGGUGGGUCCUGAAGGCCCCGUGGGCACGGAGCUGGGGGACUUCCUUCGGGAGGUGUCCAUCAUGAUGAGCUUGGAGCACCCACACGUGCUGCGUCUGCACGGCCUCGUACUGGGCCAACCCCUGCAGAUGGUGAUGGAGCUGGCGCCCCUGGGCUCCCUGCACGCGCGCCUGACCGCCCGGGCCCCGACCCCCCCGCUGCCCGUGGCCCUGCUCUGCCUCUUCUUGCGGCAGCUGGCGGGGGCCAUGGCGUACCUGGGGGCCCGUGGGCUGGUGCACCGAGACCUCGCCACGCGCAACCUGCUGCUGGCCUCGCCGCGCGCCAUCAAGGUGGCCGACUUCGGGCUGGUGCGGCCGCUGGGCGGCGCCCGGGGCCGCUACGUCAUGGGCGGGCCCCGCCCCAUCCCCUACGCCUGGUGUGCGCCAGAGAGCCUGCGCCAGGGGGCCUUCUCUUCUGCGUCGGACGUGUGGAUGUUUGGGGUGACGCUGUGGGAGAUGUUCUCCGGGGGCGAGGAGCCGUGGGCCGGGGUCCCGCCGUACCUCAUCCUGCAGUGGCUGGAGCAGGACCAGGCCCGGCUGCCUCGGCCUCCCCUCUGCUCCAGGGCGCUCUACGCCCUGGCCUUGCGCUGCUGGGCCCCCCACCCCGCCGACCGGCCUAGCUUUUCCUACCUGGAGGAGCUACUUCAAGAGGCCUGGCCUCCGGAGGGACAUUGUGUGCGGGAUGUCACGGAGCCAGGCGCCCUAAGGAUGCAGACUGGUGACCCCAUCACCAUCAUCGAGGGCAGCCCUGACUCUGCAGCCUGGAAGGGCCAGAACGGCCGCACAUUCAAGGUGGGCAGCUUCCCAGCCUCGGCAGUGACGCUGGCAGAUGCGGGGGGCUCACCAGCCACCCAUCCAGUCCACAGGGUCUCCCCUGCCCAGGGGGAGCGACAUCAGGGAAGCGUAGAUGGGGACAGAGGGAAGGCAAAGCUUCGGGAUUUACCUCCAGCACGGGGCCAGAGAAGGAAUGUGCCCCUGCAGAGGAUGAAAGUCAUUUCCAAGAGUCUGGAGUCCGUUCUGUCCCCGGGCCCCCGCCCCACAGGGGGUGGUUCAAGCCCCCCCGAACUUCGUCAUGCCAGAGCCGUGCCCCAGGGACCCCCAGGCCUGCCAUCCCGCCCUCCCUUUGCCUCCAGCCCUUCUCAGCCCAGCCAGCCCCCCAGGGAGCGGCCUCCCUGGCCCAAAAGGGAACCCCCCCACAGCCGUCCCUCGGGGGCGCCUGGAGCUAGCAAAGUCACCGUCCCCGCUGGAGGCCUCUUGCCCGACCCCAAGUUGCAGAGGAGGAUCGUGGAGGUGGAGCUGAGCGUGCAUGGAGUCACCCACCAGGAGUGCCAGGCAGCACUGAGGGCCACUGGGGGAGACGUGGUUUCUGCCAUCCAGAACCUCAAGGUGGACCAGCUCUUCCAUCUGAGCAGCCAGUCCAGAGCGGACUGCCGACGCAUCCUGGAGCACUACCAGUGGGAUCUCUCUGCCGCCAGUCGCUAUGUCCUGGCCCGGCCCUGAGCACUGCCCCCUUGGGCGGGGAUACCAGCCUGGAUCGAGGGCCCGGCCCUGCGGGACCAAGCAGAACCAGAACCUGGACCUACCAGGGCAGAAUUUCCCACCCAGGGAGAUCGUGUGGUGGGCAGGUACAGGAGGAGCCCGGCGUCAGGCACUGACCAGCAUCUCCUCCGGUGCCCCUUGGCCUCUGAGGGCUCCAGCUCCCUUGGCUGGUUCAUAGAAGGAUCUAGUCCAGUCUGCCUACCAUAUUCCCAACCAAGAGAACUUGGAGGGACGGAGCGGCCCCACAUCACACGCACAGGAAGCUUCCACUUGCUACAGAGGACCUCAGGAGCAGCCAUCCCGAACGGCGGUCAGCUACCACACUGGCCUCUGGGGGGGCAGCCAUCUUGGAUGGUAGAAGCAACCAUACUGAUUUGGGGUACGUGGCCCAAACUGCCUUGGCCCUGUCCAGGGCCGUGAUGGAGGAUGUCG
This is a messenger RNA of Mirounga angustirostris (Northern elephant seal), 3358 nucleotides long. RefSeq names its product tyrosine kinase non receptor 1 (gene TNK1). The record is from RefSeq and is a predicted model, not a curated record. Lineage: Eukaryota; Metazoa; Chordata; Mammalia; Carnivora; Phocidae. The transcript has 13 exons. Gene Ontology annotation, molecular function: ATP binding; protein tyrosine kinase activity; protein binding. Gene Ontology annotation, biological process: protein phosphorylation. The coding region runs from base 821 to 2887 and encodes 688 amino acids.